AUGGCUGACGAAGUAUUCGAUAGUAGUCCCUCUGAAGGGCCUCCUCGUUCAUCUUAUGGCUACCACGACAGAGGACCUCCACAAGGUCACCGAUAUGGUGACUAUCAAAAUUAUGGUCCGUCCCACUUUGAUCUUCCUCAGGAAACUCCCUUUACUGCAUUCGUAGGUAAUUUACCACCUAACACUGUUCAGGGCGAUUUAGAUGCCAUCUUCCAGGCACUCAAAGUCAAGGCAGUUCGUUUAGUUCGUGACAAAGAUAAUGACAAAUUUAAAGGAUUCUGUUAUGUUGAGUUUGAAGAUUUAGAGUCUUUGAAAGAAGCUUUGGAAUUUGAUGGAGCUGAAUAUGAUAACAGACAGUUAAAAGUUAAUGUUGCGAGUAGAGGAGGAAGACGGGGGAGAGGUGGUGGAGGAAGAGGUGGUAGAGGAGGACGAGGUGGAAGUAGCCCUUUUUUUUCAAGUUUCUUUAUUCUUUUACCCAUGUUAGGAGAUUAUGGUCAACCUCCUGGACCUGGUGGCCCUCCUCCAGGAUACUAUCCUCCUGGAGGUCCUCCUUCUUACAGAGGAGGUUAUUCUGAUCAGGGAGCUGACUUGGAGGCGCGGCCAAAGUUAAAACUAAAACCAAGAACUAUUGAUAAAGAAGUUAACGACUUAGCGGACAGUACUUCUCGUUUAUCCAUAUUGGAGAGGGGCGACAAGAGAUGA
Messenger RNA from Gigantopelta aegis, 702 nucleotides. Its product is annotated as eukaryotic translation initiation factor 4H-like. The record is from RefSeq and is a predicted model, not a curated record. NCBI's taxonomy places the organism in Eukaryota, Metazoa, Mollusca, Gastropoda, Neomphalida, Peltospiridae. Gene Ontology annotation, molecular function: RNA binding.